AAAGCUAAGCAGAAGGUAAACUUAGAUAGACAUUGGAAAUUUAUACAUUUCAUGAUGGAUAAACAUGAUGCACAUAUUAAGAGUAGUUCUAAUUGACAUACCAAGGAUCACUGUAUCAAGAUUUGACUAUCCACUCGAAGAUAAUCUGGCCGAGCAAAGAAUUUAUAAUUGCGAAUCUUGUAAUAAGUCUUAUAACAGAGAAGGCAACUUACGUAGGCAUAUCAAGUUUGAAUGCGGGAAAGAACCAAAAUUCCAAUGUUCUUUUUGUUUGUACAAAUUUAAACGAAAGGAACACUUAAAAAAACAUUGCAAAAGUGUUGAAGUUAAUGGAAAGAUUAUUGAAACAUGUAAAAGUGCUUACAGGUACAAUUGAUGAAUCUUCACAAAGACAUGGUUGUCCUGACUGUGGAAAAUCCUACAAACAUAGACCUAAUUUACGUCGACACAUUAGAUUUGAGUGUUGCAAUAAGCAAG
Messenger RNA from Photinus pyralis (common eastern firefly), 474 nucleotides. RefSeq names its product probable transcription repressor protein RGM1. The transcript is spliced from 3 exons. The coding region runs from base 65 to 373 and encodes 102 amino acids. The record is from RefSeq and is a predicted model, not a curated record. NCBI's taxonomy places the organism in Eukaryota, Metazoa, Arthropoda, Insecta, Coleoptera, Lampyridae.